Indicator indicator is the source of this 5811-nucleotide messenger RNA. It is a transcript of the gene TCF20, whose product is annotated as transcription factor 20. The coding region runs from base 1 to 5811 and encodes 1936 amino acids. The record is from RefSeq and is a predicted model, not a curated record. Gene Ontology annotation, biological process: regulation of transcription by RNA polymerase II. The transcript is spliced from 4 exons. Gene Ontology annotation, cellular component: nucleus. Lineage: Eukaryota; Metazoa; Chordata; Aves; Piciformes; Indicatoridae.
AUGCAGUCCUUUCGGGAGCAAAGUAGUUACCACGGAAACCAGCAGAGCUACCCGCAGGAAGUGCACAGUUCAUCCCGACUGGAAGAGUUCAGCCCCCGCCAGCAGGCCCAGAUGUUCCAGAGCUUUGGAGGAGGUGCUGGCAGUGGACGUCGUGGAGCAGCAGGAGCCUCUACAGCAAUGCCUGGUGAGAGCUCUGGCCAUCAGAGCUACCAAGGUUUCAGAAAAGAAGCAGGAGAGUUUUACUAUAUGGCUGCCAACAAAGAUCCAGUGGCAUCAGGAGGGCAGCAGCCACCUCAGCGCAGGCCCUCUGGACCAGUACAGAGCUAUGGGCCCCCUCAAGGGAGUAGCUUUGGGAGUCAGUAUGGGAGUGAGGGACAUGUGGGCCAGUUUCAAACACAGCACUCGACCCUUGGGGGUGUAUCCCACUAUCAGCAGGAUUAUACUGGUCCUUUUUCUCCAGGGAGUGCUCAGUAUCAGCAGCAGACUUCUAGCCAGCAGCAGCAGGUGCAGCAGCUGAGACAGCAAAUCUAUCAGUCUCACCAGCCUUUACCCCAGGCUUCCAGCCAGUCUGCUUCUAGCACCUCACACUUGCAGCCAAUGCAGCGUCCAUCCAACCUGCCUUCCUCUGCUUCUGGGUACCAGUUACGAGUGGGCCAGUUCAGCCAACACUAUCAGCCACCUUCGUCAUCCUCCUCCUCCUCUUUCCCCUCCCCACAGCGUUUUGGCCAGUCAGGCCAGAAUUAUGAUGGGAGCUACAGCGUGAAUUCUGGGUCGCAGUAUGAAGGCCAUGCUGUGGGUUCCAAUGCACAGGCGUAUGGGACCCAGUCAAACUACAGCUUUCAGAAUCAGCCAAUGAAAAGCUUUGAACAAUCUAAGCUGCCCCAAAGUGGUCAGCAGGGACAGCAGCAGCAGCAGCAGCAUCCACCUCAGCAUGUAAUGCAGUAUUCAAAUGCUGCCACCAAGCUCUCUCUUCAAAGUCAAGUGGGACAGUACAGCCAGACUGAAGUUCCUGUAAGGUCACCAAUGCAGUUCCAUCAAAACUUCAGUCCAAUCUCUAAUCCAUCUCCUGCUGCAUCUGUGGUUCAGUCUCCAAGCUGCAGUUCUACCCCUUCUCCACUCAUGCCAGGUGGGGAAAACAUCCAGUGUGGGCAAGGCAACAUGUCCAUGGGUUCUAGAAACCGAAUCCUACAGAUGAUGCCUCAGCUUAGUCCUACACCAUCUAUGAUGCCAAGCCCCAAUGCCCAUGCAGGGGGAUUCAAGGGGUUUGGGCUGGAAGGAUUGCAGGAAAAAAGGCUCACAGAUCCAGGGCUGAGCAGCCUGAGUGCCCUGAGUUCUCAAGUGGCCAAUCUGCCCAACACAGUCCAGCACAUGUUGCUCUCGGAUGCCUUGGCACCUCAGAAAAAAAGUUCCAAAAGGUCAUCUUCUUCAAAGAAGGGUGACAGCUGCACCAACUCAGAAGGCUCCCAGGCAGAGGAGCAGCUCAAGUCUCCCUUGGCAGAGUCCCUUGAUGGUGGUUGUUCCAGUAGUUCAGAGGAUCAUGGGGAGAGGGUGAGACAACUGAGUGGCCAGAGCACCAGCUCAGACACCACUUACAAAGGGGGUAACGUAGAGAGAUCCAACUCCUCACCAGCACAAGCCUCUCAGAAUGAGCCAUCAAAACUUAGCAGCAGCCCUGCAGCUAGGGAAGACGUGGCAUCUCCUGAUGGGAAGGAAGCUGUGGUGGCUGUGGAAAAUGCCCCAAAAGUGAACGAAAAGGCAGUUGGGGUGAUUGUCUCCCGGGAAGCCAUGGCAGGAAGAGUAGAAAAGUCAGGUGGGCAAGAUAAACCUGCACAAGAUGAUACUUCCACAGCCACUCAGGCACCAGCUAGUGCUAGUUCAGUGAAGGAAGCUGGGCAUGCAGGGACACAGCCAGAAACUCAAGGAGGAAGUAAAGGAAGCAAAAGUGGAGAUAACACUAACCAUAAUGGAGAGGGCAACAGCCAGCCUGGUCAUGCAGUUGGGCCAAGUUUUCCUGCAAGAACAGAACCUUCCAAAUCUCCUGGCAGUGUAAGAUACAGUUACAAAGAUAAUCUAGCAACCGGUCUACAGAGGAAUAUUGGUGGCUUUCCACAGUAUCCUUCUGGUCAAGAAAAGGGGGAUUUUCCAGGGCACAGUGAGCGCAAAGGCCGCAAUGAGAAGUUUCCUAGCCUCCUACAGGAGGUCUUACAGGGGUACCACCAUCACCCAGACAGAAGGUAUUCUAGGAAUGCACAGGAACAUUCUGGGAUGGCUGGGAGUUUGGAGGGAGCCAUGAGGCCAAAUAUCUUAAUUAGUCAAAGCAAUGAACUGACCAAUAGAAGCUUAUUAAAUAAAAGCAUGGGGUCUCUCUUGGAAGGCCCUCACUGGGGUCCCUGGGAUAGGAAGUCUAGCAGUGCAGCUCCUGAUAUGAAGCAGAUAAAUCUAGCUGAUUACCCUCUUGCUAGAAAGUUUGAUAUGGAGUCACAAUCUUCUGCCCAUGAAGCGGGGACACUCUCAGAGAGGAGAUCAGUGAUCUGUGACAUAUCUCCAUUAAGGCAACUUGUCAGAGAUCCUGGCCCUCACCCAAUGGGCCACAUGGGUCCUGAGGGCAGAAGUGGAAGGAGUGAACGUCUUGCCCCUGGCUUGAGUCAGUCAGUAAUACUCCCUGGGGGUUUAGUAUCCAUGGAAACAAAAAUGAAAGCUCACAGUGGGCAAAUAAAAGAAGAAGAUUUUGAACAGGCUAAGAGCUCAGCUAGUCUCAAUAAUAAAAAAACAGGAGACCAUUGUCAUCCUGCUGGCAUCAAGCAUGAAUCUUUCAGAGGCAAUGCAAGCCCUGGAGCUGCAGUCUCUGAUGCUGCUCCAGACUACAUUCCCCAGCAGGACAGCAGAUCGACACAGAUGAGACGAGCACCUGGCAGAACUGGAAGCAGCAGGGGUAAAUCACCUUCUCAAUAUCACGAUCUUGCUGAUAAGCUGAAAAUGUCACCAGGCAGAAGCAGAGGCCCAGGGACAGAUCUGCAUCACAUGAACCCACACAUGACACUAUCUGAAAGAGUUAAUAGGGCUUCCUUGCAUUCUGCUUAUCCUCAGAAUUCAGAAGGCCCAUCUUUGGCUUCAGCAUAUCACACAAAUGCUAGGUCUCAUGCUUUUGGUGACCCUAACCAGAGUUUGAAUUCCCAGUACCAUUAUAAGAGGCAGAUAUACCAGCAACAGCAAGAAGAAUACAAAGAUUGGGCAAGCAGCGCUGCUCAGGGUGUGAUUGCUGCAGCUCAGCACAGGCAGGAAGGAGCAAGAAAGAGCCCAAGACAGCAACAAUUUCUGGAUAGAGUAAGGAGUCCCUUAAAAAAUGACAAGGAUGGAAUGAUGUACCUUCAAGGGAGCUCUUAUCAUGAUACUGGGAUUCAGGAAGCUGGGCGCUGCGUCAUGGGGGGCGACAGCGCUCCGAGCAAGUGCACCGAACUAAAACACGGCAAUCAGAAGUUGCAGCAUCAUGAAUCUGGCUGGGACCUCUCUCGGCAAACUUCUCCUGCCAAAAGCAGUGGCCCUCUUGGAGCAGCCAACCAAAAAAGAUUUUGUCCUCCAGAAAGCGAUGGGCAUCGCAGAGAGGAAUCUACAGAUUUGCCCAAGCCUAGUAAUGCUAUGCUCAGGCUCCCUGGCCAGGAAGAUCCAUCUCCUCAAAAUCCGUUAAUUAUGAGGAGGAGAGUCCGUUCUUUCAUCUCUCCUAUCCCUACCAAAAGACAACCACAGGAUAUGAAAAAUAGUGGUGGUGAAGAUAAAGGGCGAUUGAUGACUUCAGCAAAAGAAGGGGUUGAUAAAACGUACAACUCCUAUGCCCAUUCAUCUCAAAGUCAAGAUGUUAGCAAGUCAGUUGCAAAGGGAGAUUCCUUCAAGAACCUGCCAAGUCCUGAUAAUAGGAAUUGUCCUGCUGUUUCCCUCACGAGCCCAGCUAAGACCAAAAUACUGCCCCCAAGAAAGGGGCGAGGAUUAAAACUGGAAGCUAUUGUUCAAAAAAUCACAUCUCCCAAUAUUCGGAGAAGUGCUUCUACCAACAGUGCUGAAACUGGUGCAGAUACUGUCACUCUUGAUGACAUCCUGUCCCUUAAGAGUGGAUCUGAAGGAGGAAAUGGACCAGAGGCUGAGAAGAGAAAAGGAGAGAUGUCAGAUCAAGCGGGACCAGCAAACCAGGAUACAGCUGGUGAAACAACUCUUCCAAGAUCUUCCGAAGAGUGGCAAAGUAGUGAGGAUGAUAAAACCAAAAAAGAUGUCCCUGAAACUGCCAGUGUUGGUAAAGAAGGAGCAGGAUCUAGUGCAGCACCACCACUUUCUCAAAAAUCAGGUGGUCAGGGAAGGUCUGAUGGAUCUGUAAGUGGAGCUGGAUCUCUAACCUUUUCAGACUCAAAAACAAUUCCUCCUUCCAGUGUGUUUACUUCUGAACCAAAUCCAAAGUCUGAGGAGAAAGAUGGAGAUGUAACAAACAUUUCACCCAAGCCAGAUGGAUUCCCUCCAAAGGGCUAUUUUCCCUCUGGAAAGAAAAAGGGGAGGCCAAUUGGGAGCGUGAACAAGCAGAAGAAGCAGCAGCAGCAACAGCAGCAACUGCCACCACCCCCACCACCCCCACCAGUACCAUCACAGCCUGCAGAAGGGGUAGGUGGUGGUGAGCCAAAGCCGAAGAGGCAAAGGAGAGAGAGGCGAAAACCUGCAGCUCAGCCACGGAAGCGGAAGCCUAGAAGGGCUGCUCCGAUUGUGGAGCCUCAAGAACCAGAGAUCAAGCUUAAAUACGCCACUCAGUCCGUAGAUAAAACUGACUCCAAGAAUAAGUCCUUUUUCCCUUAUAUCCAUGUGGUAAACAAGUGUGAAUUAGGCGCAGUGUGCACAAUCAUUAACGCAGAGGAAGAGGAGCAGAACAAAUUGGUGAGGGGUCGGAAAGGACAGAGGUCUUCGACACCCCCUCCUAGCAAUGCAGAAAGCAAAGCGCUGCCCACUUCGACUUUCAUGCUGCAGGGCCCUGUAGUAACAGAGUCUUCUGUCUUAGGGCAUCUGGUUUGCUGCCUGUGUGGCAAAUGGGCCAGCUAUCGUAACAUGGGUGACCUCUUUGGUCCUUUCUACCCCCAGGAUUAUGCAGCCACCUUGCCCAAGAACCCACCUCCAAAGAGGGCCACAGAAGUGCAGAGCAAGGUCAAGGUACGGCACAAAAGUGCUUCUAAUGGUUCCAAGACAGAUACAGAAGAGGAGGAGGAACAGCAACAACAGAAGGAACAAAGAAGCCUAGCUGCUCAUCCCCGCUUUAAGAGGCGGCACCGCUCUGAGGACUGUAGUGGAGCCUCUCGGUCACUUUCAAGGGGAGCUUCUUGUAAAAAAGCAACCACUGAUGGUGGCAGUGGUGGUGAAAAGACUCCUUUGGACUCAAAACCCUCUAUGCCCACUUCAGAAGGUGGCACUGAGCUGGAGUUACAAAUUCCUGAACUACCUCUUGACAGCAAUGAAUUUUGGGUCCAUGAGGGUUGUAUUCUCUGGGCCAAUGGGAUCUACCUGGUCUGUGGCAGGCUCUAUGGGCUGCAGGAAGCUGUGGAGAUUGCAAAAGAGAUGAAAUGUUCCCAUUGCCAGGAACCAGGAGCCACCUUAGGCUGCUACAACAAAGGCUGCUCCUUCCGAUACCAUUACCCAUGUGCCAUCGAUGCAGAUUGUUUACUAAACGAAGAGAAUUUCUCAGUGAGGUGCCCCAAGCACAAGCCCCUCCUUCCUUGCUCUCUUCCCUCCUUGCAGAACAAGAUGGUGAAAGGCAGCCUCAGCACAGAGCAGUCGGAGCGGGGGUGA